AUGGCUAUGGACGCUGAGUUCGCCAAGCCCGAGCUGGGUUUUGAUCCUGCCGAUAAUCAAGUCGUGAAGGAGUACUACGGUAGAGAGAUAUCUAGGCCCGCAAUGGAUCCAAGUGGGCAACGAGCGGCCACAGUGAUGGAACGCAUCGAUGAACAAUUUGAGAGCUUUUCAGAAAUGAUUGGUCGCGAGCCGACUGAGGAAGAGAAGAACAGAAUGGAAGAAGUUCAGAUCAAAUGCAGCGGUUGGCUAGAGGGUGCCAAGAUUGAUCUCGAAGGCAAGGACCAAGUACCUAUCGCAUGGUUCAACCGUCUCGUAGUGGAGCUGGAGGAUACUAUACUGCGUGUUGCACGCGACCAUGUCGAGUCCAGUGCUUGCUACAUAACAGCUUCAACAGCAUGCGGUGACAGUACUGUGUUAGUGGACGAGCUAAACAAGCUUGAGGAGGCCGCAAGCACACAGUACGACCCAAAAAAGAAGGAAGACGAGAUUGACUUCAUGAAACUUUUGCUUGAAACAGACAUUGGGGAGGCAAGAGCAAAGAGCCAGAACUUAAAGGGCGAGAUUGCGCGGCUCGAAAACAUAGCUACUCGAAGUGAAGACGAUUAUAUCAAGAUUAUUAAGGCGAAGAAUACCAUGAUUAAAGACUACGAAGACCAGUUAGGCCAAUUGCUGAAGUCUGAUACUAAUGACGGCGCAUCGGUCAAUGAUAGUAACAAACAACUUUCUCCAGAAAUCCAUGAACAUCAACUCGACAUCGAGAAUUUGCGCAGAGAGAAAGCCGCACUCAAGGGUAAGGGCAGACAAACUGACACUCUUGAAAGGCAAGUUAAUCAACUAAAACUACAAGCGGAUACACCGAGCACCAAGCAUCCAAAUGAUGAGAAAGGCAAUAACAAGCCAGUAGAUACACUUCAAGCUCAAAUUAAGGCUCUGCAAGACGAGAACAGCAAGAUUGAGAAGAAUUUGAAUGAGGAACUUCAAAACUUAAAGGAGGAGCUUGAAAGUUACAAGGGUAGACUCAUCGUCGGGGGUUGUGAAGACGAGGUAGACCCUUCGGAGAAAGAGGUCGAGGACUUCGAAGCCGCACAACGAGAACCAUCUUUUGAAAAAUACCAAAAGAAGCGGAUAUCUGCGGUCACCAAAGUUCACGAUGGCCUGCGGGCGUUAAGAAUAGCUUUCGAACAGCUUUUGGAAGAUAUCGGAUCGGAGGACAAGCCUUCUACCACCCAACAAACACAUGCUCGAUCCUGUCGCUGUUUCGAGGACACAAGCAUUUGA
Molecule: messenger RNA, 1278 nt
Organism: Truncatella angustata
Lineage: Eukaryota; Fungi; Ascomycota; Sordariomycetes; Amphisphaeriales; Sporocadaceae
Exons: 1
Coding region: 1-1278 (425 amino acids)
Source: RefSeq, a predicted model, not a curated record